AUGGCAGCAAUGCGAGAUGCUGCAACAAGACAAUUGGUUCUUGCGUUGAUUAUGGUCUUAGCAGCAGUUGCACUUUCAGAUUGUCCAAUUGGAACAUAUGGACCUCCUGAAUGCCUUCAGGAUUGUCCACUUGGCUGUGACCAAGGCAAAUGCAAUGAAACUACAGGGGAUUGUACUGAAGGAUGUUUGCCUGGGUAUAUGGGAACAAGAUGUGAAAAAAAAUGUCCAAAUAACAAGUAUGGAAGAGGAUGUACAAAAACUUGCAGUCCAAUGUGCUUGCAAGGAAAUUGUUUUGGCAACAAUGGUACAUGCGAAUUUGGUUGUGCACCCGGAUUCCGAGGGCGAAAAUGCAAUGAAGAAUGUGACUUUACCAGCUUUGGAGAUAAAUGUUCAAAGAAAUGUCACUGCAAAGAUAAAUCUGAAAGAUGUGACAAAGUCACAGGUAAAUGCAAAAGUGGAUGCAAAGCUGGCUGGUUGGGAAAAAAUUGCCAAAAAGCAUGUGAUGAUUACAAAUUUGGCUAUAAAUGUACAAAGUCAUGCCGAUGUCGAGACAAAAAAGAAGCUUGUGACAAGGAAACAGGAAGAUGCCGUAGUGGCUGUGAGACAGGAUGGAGUGGUGAAGAUUGCUACCGAGACUGCAGCCGGUUAAGCCUUUAUGGAAAUAACUGCAAAAAACGUUGCAGUCAUUUUUGUAAAAAUCAAAAAUGUGACCGUGUUACUGGUGAAUGUCUUCAAGGUUGUACCAUGGGACAUCAAGGCACACACUGUGAAGAAGAAUGUCCUGCUGGAAGAUAUGGAGAAGACUGCAACAAUACUUGCAGUCCCAACUGUAUUGAUGGUGUGUGUGAAUGGUACAAUGGUUACUGUAAAAAUGGAUGUAAACCUGGCUGGGAAAUGGGACGUUGUGACAAAGUAUGCAAUGAUUUCACAUUUGGAUAUGAAUGUCUCGGAACUUGCAAAUGUAAUGACGAUUUGGAAAUUUGCAACAAAUCAACUGGAGAAUGCCUGUCAGGCUGCUUACCUGGAUGGAAAGGAAAGAACUGUUCCCUCAACUGCGAUUAUGGUACAUAUGGACCCAACUGUUCAAUAUAUUGUGGCUUCUGUAAGAAUGGUGCAACAUGUGACCCAGUAACUGGAUACUGUCCACAAAAUAUUUGUGAAUUUGGAUGGACUGGUGAAUUGUGUACUGAAGAAUGUGAAUCAGGGUUUUUUGGUUACAACUGUUCUGAAUAUUGUGGGUUUUGUUCUAAUAACAAAACCUGUGAUCCUUACAAUGGAACUUGUCCAGAAGGAUGUUUAGAUGGCUACACAGGACCAAUAUGCCAGAGAAGGGUUCUAGCAGACACAUAUCGAAAUCUAAUGAAGAACUUGGCCAUUGCCCUGGGUGUAUUUACUGGGUUAUUUGCAUUUACUUGUAUUAUUCUAAUGGCAGUCAUGCUACUUGUAAGCAAGAAGAAAAAAGACAAAAAAGUUAUCACACGUGAAGAAGAGAUACCAGAAAGUACAGAUGAUAGGACAGACUACCCACAUGUUUAUCCCGCCUGUCCAGUCAGGGUCACACGCCACUCAUGCACAGGUCAAGGGCAAGAAUUGAUCAGCCCUCAAUCAAAACAUCAACUGAUCACAAUUGGAAAUUUAGUUGUGGGCAUCACUGACCGUAAACUAACAACUGGUUAUUUUGGUGAUAUCUGGAAGGCUCGUAGUCUAAGCAGUUGGGACAACACCACAGAAGUAGCAUUGCUUAUUGUUAGAGAUGGACUAUCAGAUGAUGAAAGGGGAGAUUUGAAAGAAGCUAAAGCUAUGGCUGAAGCACUUGGACAACAUCCUAAUAUCCUCAGUUUCAUUACAGAUGCUAUCACAGAAGAUCGCCAUUAUAUUGCAUUGGACUAUGCUGAAAGUGGAGACUUGCGUUCCUAUUUGUUGAAGAUGCGAAAGGGUUCAGACAAAGAACCAAAUGUGCUGGUUUUCUUCCAAGUGAAGCUGCUGUAUAUUGCUGCUGAAGUCGCUUGCGGAUUGCUGUAUCUGUCCAACCAUCAGACAAUCCAUGGUAAUCUCUGUGCACAAAAUAUUUACCUGGAUGAAAUACUGCGGGCGAAAAUUGGAGGAUUUGGCUUAACGAAACCAGCCGUCGUUAAGGAUGAAUAUAAAUGGCAAGCUAUUGAAACCCUCAAGACAGGCUGGUCAAGUACUAUGAGUGAUCUUUGGGCUUAUGGAGUACUACUUUGGGAGAUUAUCACUGUUGGUGGCGUUCCUUAUGGAGAAAUUGGCCGCCAAGAAUUACUAGAGUUUCUUAUGUCUGAGAAGCGACUAGAGAUUCCAACUCACUGCAACCCAGAAUUGGAGACAUUGAUUAAAAACUGCUGGAAAGAGAAUGAACGAGAACGAACUCAGUCUGAUGUGAUGCACGAACGACUGUUGGAAAUGGCCAGGGAAGGAGAGAGUAAUGGUUCUUCAAAACCGGUGAAACAAAGAUGGACAAAGAUUAUCUACAAUCAUAAAUACUUAUGGAAUGCAAGUCGGCAAGGAAACGCAUGA
Molecule: messenger RNA, 2535 nt
Organism: Acanthosepion pharaonis
Lineage: Eukaryota; Metazoa; Mollusca; Cephalopoda; Sepiida; Sepiidae
Source: the annotation of a GenBank genome assembly